AUGACAGUUGGAAGCCAAGACUCCGGGAAGCGCAGUCACCACUGUGGCGCUUGGGUUUGGAUUGUGACAGAGCAGAGAGCACUGAAAAGCGGGAUCCUUGCCAAGAUCUGUCUCAUGAAGUUCAGAAAAACAUUCAUUGCCCUGAGCUUCAUCAACGCCAUCCUGCUCACAAUCAUCUUCAUCUCUCCCUACUGGAUGGUGCAUUAUUGCAUAGGGGGAGAAACCAUUGUUGGCUUGUGGACCUUUUGCUAUUUGUCAAGAUGUAUGACCCCAUUUGCUGGCACAGCAAAUAUGGAAGCUGCCAGAGCCCUUAUGAUCAUAGCCCUUGGAAGUGCUUUCACUGCCUUGAUUACGUUGUGGGAUCUUCUUACGCAUUUCUUGAAAAGGAAGGUACCCGAGCUCCUGAUUUCUUCUGCAGCGAACUACCUGGAAGGAGUUUGUCUCUUCUCUUCUAUGGUGAUUGUGUACUCCACACACCUAAUGGUCGGUGAAAAAGAAAUCAUGCACCUAACACCAGACUGGGCUUUUUGCAUAGGCUGUGUCACCUGUUCUCUGUCCAUCAUUUUGGGUACAUUCAAGUACAUGCAGCACAAGUACCAGAGAACCCGAGUAAUGCCGCUGAUGAGAAGCGAACUAUCACUGUGCGACCCCCUUGAGCCUCCCCUGUAGACUGUUGCUCACCACCACCACAGUCAAAGCCAAACAUGGGGUCCUGGAGUCUGAUUGGACAACACACAUUCUAAGUGAUGAUGUCACUUCAGACAGAGCCAAUCUGGAUCUGGAAAGGGACUCCGUGAGAGCCCGGAUUGCAUCGUGGCAACUUACCACGUCUCAGAUUCAACCACCAGACUUCCCUGUUGAAGCUAUUGAAAUCAUCCGUCACAGGGAUGCUUUCUCUGCUGUGUUGAACAACACAUCGUUUCUGCCCCAAAUGGAAUCCCCGCCCCUCCAUUUCCAGGACAAUGUUGCUUCUCUGUUUCAAGCUGCUAUUUUUCAUAGCACCGUUAAAAAUAAAUCUCUUAACAACCA
Messenger RNA from Hemicordylus capensis (graceful crag lizard), 1029 nucleotides. RefSeq lists its product as uncharacterized. The record is from RefSeq and is a predicted model, not a curated record. The coding region runs from base 1 to 669 and encodes 222 amino acids. The transcript has 5 exons. Lineage: Eukaryota; Metazoa; Chordata; Lepidosauria; Squamata; Cordylidae.